AUGAACAAUAGUGCAUCAUUAGAACUUGUACCUGAACUAGCUUGGGUCGUUAAACUGUUUGAACAGUUUGUCAAGCAGGAACAGGAUACAGCAAUAGCAAUCGCAGCAAUCAAGGUGUUGACAGAGGUGAUUAGAAGGAGUCAGGCUGCAACUAUUAUGGGUCUGCAGAAGGAGUUGGCCAAUGCCACUGUACAUCUCAAGCAAUGCGAGUUCAAUACAUCAAUAUCACUAUCAUCAGUCUGUGAACUAUUCAUUAGAUUCGUUACAAGGACAUCACUCGACUUCCCCAACUUUGAACAAUGCAAGGUUACUCUUAUAGAGAGAGGUGAACAACUGUCAAACAAGUCAUUGAUGAGCAGGAGUAAGAUAUCACAACUUUCAAACAAGUUCAUUAGAGACGGCGUCACUAUUCUUGUUCAUGGAUUCUCGCGAGUCGUCCUGUCUGUCCUCCUCAGCGCAUCACAACAAGGCAAGAGAUUCUCGGUCAUCGUUACUGAGUCAAGACCAGACUCCUCUGGAUACAAGCUGGCAUCAAAGUUACAGGACGCCAAGAUACCAGUGACAUUGAUUAUGGAUGGUGGUGCAGCAAGGAUCAUCGAUAAGGUGGACUAUGUGUUGUGUGGAGCAGAGGCUAUCGUUGAGAAUGGUGGCAUCGUCAAUAAGAUUGGCACCUAUCAGAUAAGUAUCGUGGCCAAGGCCUUCAAGAAGCCAUUCUACGUUGCUGCCGAGAGCUUCAAGUUCACCAGAUCCUAUCCACUCGAUCAGUCCGACAUUGUUAUCCUCAAGAAGGACAACGACGACACUACCUUCAACCUAUGCCAGCAAUGCUCCAAGUGCGAACAUCCAGAGCGCUUGACUAUCGACUCUCCAUCACUGGACUACACUCCUCCAUCAUACAUCACACUACUAUUCACAGAGUUGGGCGUGUUGACACCUUCUGCAGUGUCAGACGAGCUGAUCAAGCUAUAUUAU
Acytostelium subglobosum LB1 is the source of this 972-nucleotide messenger RNA. RefSeq lists its product as hypothetical. The transcript has 5 exons. The annotation marks the transcript as partial. Gene Ontology annotation, cellular component: eukaryotic translation initiation factor 2B complex. Lineage: Eukaryota; Evosea; Eumycetozoa; Acytosteliales; Acytosteliaceae. The record is from RefSeq and is a predicted model, not a curated record. Gene Ontology annotation, biological process: translational initiation. Gene Ontology annotation, molecular function: translation initiation factor activity; guanyl-nucleotide exchange factor activity.